Nicrophorus vespilloides is the source of this 1871-nucleotide messenger RNA. RefSeq lists its product as uncharacterized. NCBI's taxonomy places the organism in Eukaryota, Metazoa, Arthropoda, Insecta, Coleoptera, Silphidae. The record is from RefSeq and is a predicted model, not a curated record. The transcript is spliced from 7 exons. Bases 38 to 1738 code for a protein of 566 amino acids.
AACGUUCCAGUAUCGUCAUUGAAUAUUAUUUACAAUCAUGAUAAUUUUCACGUUUCUUCUGUUGAACGUAGUUUCGAUAAAUGCAUAUUUAGAGAGCGAUUUGCUCUCCCGAAAUGUGUUGGUCAGUCUCGGCGGAUCUUUCCUCAAUCGAUAUGAAGCGGUGCAGAUGCCGGAAAAUAACAUCUCUUCGUGCACGCUGAUGUACUCAGUGGAAAGUAAUGAAAAUCUUUAUUUUCCCAUAGAUAUUAUGUCCGAAAAGACGGUGACCGGUGAUCACAUUUUCGAAAAUCGUCUGUACAGUCUUGGAAGAGGAAUAUGCGGGGUGAGAUUGAUGGACGUGCAGGCGUCGGAUGAAAGGAGACGGAUUUAUUUGAAUGCAGACAUCGAUGACUUUAAAAAUUCCAAAUAUUUUACCAUAAAAAUACAAAAUUUGGAUUUAGACGAUAAAACGCUUAUGGUAGCUUUGGGUGAAACAUUUCCUAUUAGUUUAGGUGAUGAUGGCCUGAAGCAGUUGUACGAUCCAAACGGUGAACUCGUUGUAGAAACUGAAGAUUCAGAAUACAACAUAUCGGUGGUUCGGAUGGAGCACGUCGGUCAAUGGACCCUCAAGACUUUCUCAAUAUACAAUCCAAAACCUUUUAGCUCCAAUGUAACGCUUAAAUUGAAACAUGGAUUAUCUGUGGAUUCGUGGUACAUGAAGGAUAAAGGCUACGGACACGUUGGCUGCAAACUGAACAACUUUCCGAAGAAAGACAUCAAGUAUUGCCAAAUGUUGUCGCCGGAUAAUGUUCUGUACACGAUUUCAUUGCACACGGCGACGGAGAGGUACACCACGGUCGGCACUCAGCUAGAUCAAGACGAUCCAAUUUGUCAGAUCGAAUUUCCUUUACCUGCGACUGAACAGGAAAUCGGCACAUGGAAAUGCACGAUGCUCGAUUACGGCAACUUCAUCGACGUUGAACAGAAGACACCUCAACAACAUUCCAAUGAGCAAAUUCAGUACAUCGAGAACGAUAAGUUGGAAAUUUCCUGCACCGUUCCCUAUCUGAUCGAAGCGUGCCACAUCGAAUCGCCGUCCGGAAGAAUCUUCAACAUCGUCGACACAAAGUUGACAAACGGAAUUUGUUUCAUGGAUAUGGACGAAGUGGAAUUGGGCACUUGGACUUGCCGCAUCUCCAAACCGAGGACGAGCGAAAAUCAGAUAAUCAAAGUGCACGUCAAAUCUAUUUCGAAGGAAGCGUCGAUCAGCUACGAUCAGGAUGGUGCGAGGAGGAACCAUCCGUACAACAUUAUGUGCAACGCGGAGUAUCCGUUGAAUUACUGUUGGUUCGUUUCGCCCAGCGGCAAGACUUACCACGCGACGUCCGAGAAAAACGGGAAAGAGUUGGUGUACUUCGGAAGAGGUCUGUUGCACGGGGACUGCGGUAUCACCAUCAUAAACGUGAACGAUGAACACGCCGGUGAAUGGAGUUGCCACAUGCGGAAGAUCAAUGAGAACGAUGAAUUAAUCUUGAAGGCAGACGUUUCGGUCCAGGGUGAAGACAUGGACAUGGUCAGCUCGGUGGGAGCACCGAUUGGUAUAGCUUUAGCUUUGUGCUUCUUCGUCGGACUCAUCGGUUACGGACUGUACAAGAAACGACAGUAUCCUUCGAUCGACGAUCAGACUGAGUUCAGGAUGGACAGUACCAUGCAUAUUUCGAAUGCCAACAAUUACACCAACAACGGUACAUUCGAUUAAUAUCAAUAAUCAUAAUCCAAUGGAACGCAAUAUCUUUAUCUCAAUGAAAUAAUCAUCCUGCAAUCAAAUGAGAGAUGAAUGUAUAAAAUAAAAAUAAUAUUUAAUCUCCGUCCAAUUAGAAUGUUUAUGAAAA